CAGAGAUGUUCAGGUCCUGGUUAGGGAGCUGCCAGAUCCCACCCAGGUAGGGUGUCCAAUCAGACUUAACUUUCUUCUAGGUCUAAACCAAUCCAGAACUUCAGUGCCUCUGCACCCAUAAGAAUCACCCUUAGGAUCCCAGGGUGUGUUCGCCCCGCCCCUUAUUGUGCUACCACUUCUUGACCUUGAUCUCAACCAUUUACUUAAGUUCACUAUUUUUCCGUGGUCCUGAAUACCAUUGACCCACAUUUCCCUAAGGUGAAAGAAGCUGCCCCCAACUAUCUAAAACAGGUCAUAUGAUGCCUUUAAAAAAAAAAAAAUGUGGUAGUCUAGCAAACAACCCCCGACCUAGAAACUCCCACCUUUUCCGCCCACCAGUUAGAGAUCUAUGGUCAUGCCUCCCUGAUGUGUCUCAUGACACGGUGGAUUCUAUGCAAGAAUAUGAAGGAAAGAAGGAACCACUAAACCACUACCCUAAACAAUGAUUCCUACAUCUGAAAUUCAGAUGCCUCAUUCCGUUGGAUUGGAACAGUCCAGUUUACAAAUAGCCUAAGAACUCUGGUAUAAUCAUUAUUCUUUGAGCAGACUUUGCUUUUCUGCCUCUUGUCCUUCUUCUUGGAUUGCCCACUCCUUUUCUCUGCCCAGUAUAGCCUGUUCAUCUUUCAGAGUCCUGCAAAAUACCUUUUUCACUGAAGCCCCCUCAUAUUCUUUUGGUCAAAUGAUUUCUCUCAACUACCACAUUAAAAUUUUGCAAUGCUAUACUGCAUUUUCUUUAUUUUAAAUUAAUUCGGUACUAGAGGAUACAAUGAGGCACAAUAGUUUUAACAAGAAAACAGCCUAGACUCAGAGCUGUAAGAAAUAGACACAUACCCCAGCUCUUGAACAGCCAUGUGGCAUUGCUAAAUCCCUCCAUAUCUUUGGAUCUGACUUUUUUAUCUUAAAAAAAAAAAGCCAAUAAUAUGUUCCUACCAACAUCACAGAAUUAUUGCAAAAAUUCAGAAGAGGUGAUGGUAGAUGACAAAGGACUACCCAAAUAUAAGGCAUAACAUUAACUUUACCCUGAAUGUUUAUAUCUUUCCAACUAAAUUAAAAGGUCCCUGACAGCCAAAUGGCCUUUGAAUUUCUAUGGUCCAUGCUGCACUCAACAUUAUUCUUUAUUAAACACAGCAGGCAUUUAAUUGAGUCUGUGUAAGCUCCUCUCUGGUGAGGAGACUUUCUCUGGAUUCAAAGGAAACUCCCAGAAAAUCAGGAGAAAGGAGCAGGAUGAAUCUCAAAGGGUUGAAAAGGAAGCUAGUUGCUCAAGGACUUACUAUUUUGGACACAGUUUAGCUGGGAAUUAUUCAGAGAACACUUCAAAUUGCAAAGCAUAUCCUACUUCUCCAAAGGACAUUCACAUAUACCCAGCAGUCACAGGCUAGACUGUGACAUGGUUUCUCCCAGGAAUAAAAGUGCUAGAAAGUAGCUUAGACCAGUGCUUCUUAAACUUUAAUGUGUACUUCAAAAAGUACAGAUUCCAGUACAUUAGGUCUGGAAUGAGGCCAGAGGUUUUAUCUUUCCAACAAACUCCUAGGUAGUUCCAUCUGGUUAUAAAACAACCCUUAGAGGGAGUGGGGAGGAGACAGAACAGGAGAGGCAAGAGAUUAGAUUGGAAAGGUAGGUUAGGGCCAAGGUGUGAAGGACAUAACAUAAAAAUGACACAGCUAUAAGUAGUCACACAGCAGUAAGUGGUAGAGUGUAGAUUCAUGCCUAAGUCUACUGAAUUCUAAGGCCUGAGUUACUAACUACUGAGCUAGGUUUCCUUUUCUCCAAGGUUGACCCUCCCCACACCUUUAUGUAUCUCCACCACAGAGCAAGAGGAAGUUUGUCUCUACAAUUACAGCUCAGAAUCAAAAGGAUCUACCAGCACUCAUUGUACCUUCUCCCAGUCUUUAAAUUAGAGCAGGGUACUGUGGAUCUCUAAGAACAGGAGAGUAACACAUCAGCACAGGGACAAUGCAUGAAUGAAGAGCUGCCAGAUGGAGAGGCAGAGCCAUGUGGAACAGGAUUUCUCUCAUUUGUGUAGUCUCUUGGUCUGGCUAUACUUCCUGUUUACAGAGGUCAGUGGCCAUAGGAUGGGGCAACCACUAGAGAUAAAAGGGCAAAACUGUUUGCUUUGAGAAUAAGAGGAAGGUAAACAAAGUCUGACCUUCAUAUCAACUGGCUCCAGGUAAAAAUAGGUUGGCUGCACACAAUGGUAUCAUCAUGAGAGAAAGACAAGAACCAAAUCAACCAUGUUUAUUGAUACCCCAGUGAUGAGAAAAGAGGCCAAAUAGAAACCUUUGGGAGAGGGUGAAAUUAAAGGAAAAGAAAUAUAUGAAAGCAAAAUAAAAUAAAACAUUUUCACUUAUAUAUAACCAUUCAUUUAUACAUAGAUUUCUGUAUAAAUAUACUCUAAGUAAUAGAGGAAAAACAAAAAUGAGAGGUAGGAAACAAAUGCCCUACUACCACUCAGCUGGUUCAGAGGUUAAGAAAGCCAGCUAGCUGACAGAAACUUUCUAUAGCACCAAUCCCUUGGAAUUACUUUGUUCCUCUUUGGAAUAAAUCUACUUGCCAGCCCUCUUAUUCUGAUGCCCCAAAACAAAAAGACAUUUCAAAAAAAAAAAAAAAAAGAUUGCAUUAGGAAAAAGAUUUCAUUAGGAAAAGAUUCACUACAAACCAGCAUCAUACCUCUAAUUAGGAGACACCAACUCCAGCUCCAGAAAGACAAAACUGAACCAUCUUUUCCAAUUGUAAUGGUCUAUGAUUACAAACCAGAAGUUACCACCUAGCACCACCCUGUUGUGAAAAAGAUCAAUAGCUCUUAAUUUCUGGAAGCUUUGGAGUUAAGGGGGUGGGGGGCAGAGGAGAAAAAAAGGAUACUUGGGAAUAAUGUUUAGCCUAAAUCCUUCUGCUUCAAGUUCCAGAGCAAGAUCAUAUUGUUCUCUGUUGGUAACAAGACUCUUCUAUGAUGGUCAUGAUUCUGUGAGGUCUCCAGAGGAACUUGGUUGCCUUAGACAGGGCUACCUUUAAUUACUUACAAAAUUCUAGAACAUCAGAUGUCAUUAAUCUCACUCCCUCACAUAGAGUUAUGCAGCUCUAACUUCAUUAAGGAUAACUCCAUGUAAGGGUACAGCAAAAUUUAGUAGCACACUCUGAUCUAACUUCAAUCUAUACCUCACUGUCCCUCCUUGAUCCACAGGCCUGCGGCCCCAAGGUUCUAGGUCUCACUCAAUUAUCUUGGAUUGACUCAAUUUAUCUCUCCCAAAACCAAAUGACAUUAACCUGUUCAAUAAUCUAUUAUGACUCCCCCACUGACCUUAAACUGUUAGUUGUUUUUCCCCAAAAGACUCCUUUUCUCUCCUGAACUACUACUAUGUGCCUGGCACGACAGUCAUUUCAGCAAAUAAACCCACCAGUCCACUCAUGGCUUUUGGGAGGACUAAAGUAGUUCACACAAACGAAUGCGAAAAUAAAAUAUCAAGAUUCCAUAAAAGCAUGGAAACAGACUAGCAAUUGGGCAUUCAUCCUUCUAAUCCUCAGCAUAAUUGUUCAUAAGAGAGUCUAGACAAUCUAGAUCCAGGUGAUCUUACUGGAGGACCAGGAAAAUCUCUCAGCAAUUAUAUAAAAAAUAAGAUCUGGUCUCCCUGACUCCUCCCAGGAAGCUCUAAACACCUAGUGUAACACACCCCUCCCCACAAAUAUAAAAUCUAUACUCACCCCUCCAAAAAUGACAAAAGAGAAAUAAGGGCUUUGGUAUUAGCAAAAUCCUACCCAAGUUAUUUUUCUCACCCAAAGGUGUGCUAUAUAAGUUAAAUCUCUCAUAAAUUACAUCAAGCAUCAUUAAUAGUUAAGUCUUUCCAUGAUCCCACAAUGUGGGACCUCUAAGAACCAUUCUGCUAUAGUCAGUUAAAUCUCAAAACUGAAAACCCAUUUCUCUAAGGAUUUUUACUUUCAAUAUGAGGCUUAGGUCAUCCCUAGACACAGAUAAGCUGCAGUCCCAGAAUAACACUACAUGCUGGGCAUCAUUCAUUUCUGUUAUAGUAACUCCCAGCCAUCAAACCCCUUUGUCAAUUCCCAAAUUACAGUAUAAAUGAAGCCAAAGAAGAAACACAAAAAAAUGGCAGAGUAAGAAAUCAGUUACCAUAGAUAUGUAACUCUUGUAGUCUGAAAAUUGAAAUAUCGCAGACCUAUAACCACUACAAGGAACCUUAUUUCUAUCCUAAUCUUUGCAAAUCUAAAAUUCCAGGAAAUCCAAAUUCACUAACUAAAAAUUUCUUUCCUCCAAAUUAAAUGGUGUAAAUAAAUGCCCAUGCUCAGGAAUACAACCAAGAGCAAGACUGAUUUGCAUUCACAAUUCACAAUACACUUCCUGGAAUUAUCCUGAAUAAUUUCCCCCAUUUUUUCCUUCAAACCUGCAGUUCUAAAUAUUUCAUUUCAAAAACACUUACCUCUCCAUUUCCUGGGAAUAAUUACAUCUAAUUUUCUAUUUUAAUCCUACUCUUCUUCCUGGCUUUUUCUCAGCUUUUGAUCCAUCUAGGGAAGAAGAGCUACUUUUUAUUGAAGGCCUACGGAUCAGGUAUUAUGUAGCAGUUAUCACUAAUUCUUUCAACAGCACUGAAAACUGGAUAAUAUUAUUCACAUUUACAGAUGACAAGGUAAGUGGUGUACUGAAGGAAAAGUUUGGAAUAAGAAUUCUCUACACCUCACAAUUAAGCCUACCAAGGAUUCCUAUUUUUCAUUUUCCAUUUAGAAAAAAAGAAAUCGCCACACCAGCUCUUAUAUCAUUUCACUAAUCAAAGCUUUGGGCAAGCAAUUCAGAUUCCCCUUUCCUCCCUAUACCUUCUACCAUACUAGUUAUGCCAGUUGCCAAAUUAUUGCUUUUGUUACCUGAAUGUGAAAAUGGAUCUGGGCCUUUUAAAUAUUUUUCCUUUUCCAGCUGACGUGAUGUUAAGCUUUAUAAGUAAAGGGUACUGCAGAGACUUUGCAGGGGGAAAGGGUUUUCCCUUUCAGUUUGGUUCUCUGGUCCUUCACCAGGUUGCUAGAGCAGAGGCUGGAAAACUGUGGCCCAUGGGCCAAAACCAGCCUGCUGCCUAUUUUUGUAUGGUGUGUAGGCACAACUCAUGUGGACUAGCACUUUGAGCUGCAGAGAACAAGACAUAAUGUCCCCACCUCAUUUCACAGUCCACUCCCAACAUAUGCUUCCCUGGCCUGGGCCGUGCCUCACCACUCUCUAGGGCCAGUGCUGGCCCCAUACACAGUCCCCAUUCUCCACUGGUGGCAAAUGAAAAACAAAUUUAUAUCUUUUUUUUAAAUGUUUUUUUAAAAAAAUUAUUAUCUAUUUUGAGAGAGCACACGAGCUGGGGAGAGGCAGAGAGAGAGGAGAAAGAGAGAGAAUCCCAAGCAGACUCUGCACUGUCAGUACAGAGCCCAGUGUGGCGCUUGACCUCACGAACUGCAAGAUCAUGACCUGAGCUGAAAUCAAGAGUUGGACACUUAACCAACUGAGCCACCCAGGUGGCUAAAAGACCUACCUUUACCUUUAACAAGGUAGGAGUAACUUUUCAUGAGAAAAACGCAUAGAAUACCAUAGUUAAUAACUUGAAAAAUUUUCAGCACAAUACUCAUGUUUAACAACACACUAAUAAAACUGAGAUGGAUCAAAGAGUUAAACAUAUAAAAUGAAAGCAGGAAGAAGUUUAUGUAUUUAUCUGAUUUUAGGAAGAAGAAAUAUUUUCUAAGUAUAAAAUUAAUGGAAGAUACCACAGAGGAAAUACAUGAUUAUAUAAAAAUCUAAAAGUUUUGUGCAUUAAAGGAUUAAGACAAGAGUGAAAAAGCAAACUGAGGAAAAAUCUGCCAAAACAGUCUAAGAGUUAUUUCAAAAUUAAGAGUAAACCCCCAAAUUAAGCAAUAUAUAAAUGAAAAUAAUGGUUACUAUGUGAAAAAACAAGCUCUUCCCUUGACUAUAAUAACAUUACAAAGGAAGUAAUAAUUUUUGACCUAUCAAAGUAACAAAGAUUAUUUUUUAAUAAAAACAGAGAUAAGAGACUUCUAUUCCCUGAUAAGAUAAUCACUUCCACUCAACCUCUCCUAUAAAUAAAAACCUUGGACUAAAAUAUAUAAAACUACCAGAAGCCUCUGAAAAGCAGAUAAAAGCAGGCAGACUGGCUCAGGAUCUCAGGACUUAGGGGACAUGGUAGCUGCAAGUUCCUUGAGUUUUCUUUUUUGCCUCAUAUAUAUUCUGGACGCUAGAGCAGCCUAAAAACCAGAACUUCCAAUGGCCCAGACAGGAAGAAAAAAAAAAAAAGAAGGAGAAAAUUCUAUUCUGUCUAGCUAUAGGACUGGCAAAAGGGAGGACCAUGGGAUGGAAUCUUUCCAAUUUUUACCUAUCCUAUUCCAGGUGGUUAUCCUCAAACUAGCAGCACUCCUUCCCCUCCUCACAACCAGUGAGGUAGCUCCUGAAAGGCAAACCCUAUUUCAGCCUUCUACUCCAUUCCAGGGAAGUGCCAAUAAAGAGGCAGAGCAACUCCUCCUCCCCACUGUGCAGCAGUAGCAGAUUCUGCAUAACAUAAUCCUACAGCAACACUGUAGGGACUCAGCAGAAUGGAGAUGACAGAAGAAAGAGUCACUGAGCUUGAAGAUAAAAAAAAAGUAUUCAAUAUAAACAAGGAAAAAAAAUGAAAUGAGUUGAAAAUAGUCUUAGAGACCUGUAGGACAAUAUCAAAAGGAACAAUAUUCAUGUCACAGAAGUUUCAGAGGGAGAAGAGAAAGAGACUGGAGCAGAAAAAAUACAUAAUCAUACAUACAUAUAAAAUAGUUGAAAAUUACCCAAAUUUAGUGAAAGGUAUAAAUUCACAGAUCCAAAAAGCACAGCAAAACCCAAACAGAUGAACUUAAAAUUAUAGUCAGACACAUCAUAAUCAAACUACUUAAAAACUGAAAGAAAAAACCCUGAAAAGCAGACCAAGAAAUACAAGACAUUAAGGGGAACAAGCCUCAAAUCAUGGCAUUCAGGCCAUUAGUUAGUGGAACAUUUUUAAAUGACCAAUUAUUGGUCCAGAUGGCUUCUAAAAUCCCUUCUGUGGGUUGCAAAUUGAAUAUGGUGUUUGCAUGUAAUUGAAUGGACAACUGUACACACACAUGAAAAGGAGAUACUGAAUAAUUCACUAAAGUGUACUACCUUCUCUGCAUGAGAAGGAUUAGAGAGAAAAAGAAAAGGCCUUACUGUUCCCUAGGGCACUGAUUCUCAAAAUGUAGUCCUUAUACCCCAGGGAAAGUCAAGACUUUCAGGGGAGUAUCACGAGGUCAAAACUUUUCAUAAUAAUCCUUAGAAACUAUUUACCUGUGUUGACCUUGACUCCAAUAGUGCAAAACCAAUGGUGGGUAAAACUGCUGGCGUUUAAGCAUGAAUCAAGGCAGUGGCACCAAACUGUACUAGAAGACACUAUAUUCUUUACCACUACACACUUCUAGAAAAGAAAGGGAAGAAAAGUUUUACUUUAAAUAUCGUUGAUGAAGCAAUGAAAACUAAUUUUAUUAAAUCCAAACCCUUGACUACCCUUUUUUUAAUAUUCUGUGUAGCAAAAUAUUUAUAUUUAUCUUUACUUUUUAUCUUAUUUAUUUAAAACUUUAUAUUAUUUUUAUUUAUAUUUAUGACUGUAUACCUAAACCAAUUCUACUAUGUAUUGUCCCAAAGAAAACAGGGUGAGCAACAUUUCCCCUGCUUAUUCUACCUUCGUCCUGUUCACGUCCUAUACUGACCACGUAAUGAGUCUCCUGCCUCUUCCCUUUCUGUAGAAUAUUUGUGUUCGGAAAGCCUCCAUUUCUGGAUCUGCUAAAAUCGUUCUUCAAAAAUUCGCAAACUUCCCCACCUCCAGAAGUGAAGGUUCACAAACAGACCUGGCAGGGAUGCAGGCAUAAGACUCGCCAGGGAGGUGGAGGGGCCCUCAGAAGACCAAAGGAAUCCAAAUUAAAAUGAUGGUUCACAGGUAACCUAAUUCGGAGAGAGGGCACAGCCUCCCCAGGCUGCCCCGCCCUCUGACCUAGAAAACCCGGAACUCACGAGCUCAAUAGUGGCCAAGCCCAGGAAUUAUAGUCGGCGGUGCUUCGCUGCAAGAACAAAACAAAACAAAACAAAACAAAACAAAACAAAACAAAACAAAACACAACACCUCAAACCUCCUCCCAGGAGCCUCCGCGCGGUGAGAAAAGCAAAUGUUAGCCAAUGAGAGCAGCUGUUCCGUGGCUUUCCCACCCUAUACCCCAAAGGCUGAAGGAAGGCGGCUCUUUAGAGCCAGCGGGGAGUUAUAAAGGACCUCGGUAGCUGCUGCCAGAGAGCUCCUGCCCCGCGUGGGAUAAGAGGAACAAAAAAAGCUAAAUAAUAGUCAAAGGAGGAAAUGCGACCAUUAUUAGGUCUAUGCAUCUCAAGCCAGUUUUCCAAGAAGUCUUAACCCUGAAUUCUCUAGCAACAAGGAAUGGUCUUCAAGUCUAAAUACAGAAAUAGGACCAGAAACUCAAUGGAAUUGGCAUUACUGACUUCCCCAGUACAGAAAACUAAACCAUAAUUUGAAGAACUUUCCUAAGAAGAGGAGUCACAAUAUCUGUAUCCCAGAUUGGAGGAAUAGGGAAAGUCCAGAGUGGCUGCACCAGUUUGCAUUCCCUCCAACAGUGCAAGAGGGUUCCCCUUUCUCUGCAUCCUCGCCCACAUGUUGUUUCCUGAGUUGUUAAUGUUAGCCAUUCAGACAGAGAGGAUUCCAACAUCAGAUGUUCUUCCUGGGCUAGCUCAUCCUCGGAGUCCACGAGACUGUUUUUUUUACCUGUUGCAGUGAUUUGGUGACAAAAAGGCCAUUUCCGCCUCAUAGAGUGAGAGUGGCCCAUCAGGUCAGACCAUCCUCCCUGGACCAGUUCUUCAAAUACAAUGAGAUUUUCUCUAUUAUUUGCUGCAGUGAUUCAGUGACAAACUUCACCACCAGCCAAGCAACAGAAUGAGGCCGCAGAUGGUGGACCUAAGGAAUGGGAGCACAGUGACAGAGUUUAUCCUCGUGGGCUUUGAGCAGAGCUCCUCUUCCACUCGGGCAUUGCUCUUUGCCCUCUUCCUAGCCCUCUACAGCCUUGCCAUGGCCAUGAAUGGCCUCAUCAUCUUCAUCACCUGGACAGACCCCAGACUCAACAGCCCCAUGUACUUCUUCCUUGGCCAUCUGUCCUUCCUGGAUGUCUGCUUCAUCACCACCACCAUCCCACAGAUGCUAAUCCACCUGGUGGUCAAGAACCACACUGUCUCCUUUGCCUCCUGCUUGACCCAGAUGUAUCUGGUUUUUGGUGUAGGUGUGGCCGAGUGCAUCCUCUUGGCUUUUAUGGCCUAUGACCGUUACGUUGCUAUCUGCCACCCACUCAGUUACGCCCAGAUCAUGAGCCGGCAGGUCUGUGUAAAGCUGGUGAGUACUGCCUGGUUCUUUGGGCUGAUCAAUGGCAUCUUUCUUGAGUAUAUGUCAUUCCGGAAUCCCUUCUGCAGAGACAACCACAUAGAAAACUUCUUCUGUGAGGCCCCCAUAGUGAUUGCCCUCUCUUGUGGAGACCCCCAGUUUAGCCUGAAAAUGAUCUUUGCCGAUGCCAUCGUGGUGCUGCUCAGCCCCAUGGUGCUCAUUGUUAUCUCCUACGCCCGCAUCCUGGCCUCCAUCCUUGGCAGAACCUCCUCCUCAGGUCGGGGGAAGACCUUCUCUACUUGUGCCUCCCAUCUGACUGUGGUCAUCUUUUUCUAUACCUCAGCCAUGUUCUCUUACAUGAAUCCUCGCAGCACACAUGGCCCUGACAAAGACAAGCCUUUCUCCCUUCUCUACACCAUCAUCACCCCCAUGUGCAACCCCAUCAUCUAUAGUCUUCGAAACAAGGAAAUGAAGGGGGCCAUGGUGAGGGCCCUUGGGAGGACCAGCCUGGCCCAGGCAGAAUCUAUCUAGUGGGAAGACUCCUGGAAGAGAAGUCCCCCCCCCCACCACCCAAGUCUUGACAAUUGGGCAACUCUCCAAUGCUGAGAGCCUCCAGGAAAGAGCAUUCAUAGCUUUCUUUCUACUAGCAUCAGUCCUGGAAGAUCCUGUUGAUGUCUAAUGCUCAUCUGUCUGAUUUCACUUCAAGCAUUGUUUUCUCUUAGGCCUUCCCGAGAAUAAUUUAAGACUUUCUUGUUUUUCUUCUAUGUUGUCACAUCUUUUAAAGGCAUAAGUGCACUUAACUCCAUUUAAUUUUUUUCGUACAGUACUUUUACAUACUAUUCCUAGCCUGAGUUUUGCAUACACAUUUAGGAGCAAACUUUUCUCUUUCAACUUAUCAUUGUAGUGUUCUUUUCUUUCUCACAUUCCACUCUCGUAUCCUGAAUCCACCCUCAUCCACCCCACUCCUACGUAAGAAAAAAUAGGGGAAGAAGUUAAGAAAAAGGGAAUUAGGGAGCAGUGUUGACAUUAAGAAAAGUCAGAGAAAAGAAGAAAAAGAAAAACUAAGGAUGAUAAGCCUGAACCCCAUCUUCUUAGCUUCCAUUAGCCCAUCAGGGAGAACUUUUAUGAUGGCUUUAAGUGGCUACCAUAACACUGCAUUCAACUUAUGUUUAUGCUUGUGUGUUGUUGAGGAAAUGCAGGUGAGAUAGACCAAUAUGUCAAAUCCCUUCUAAAUCUUCUAGUUUCCUUAAGUAACAUGACUGUUUGGUAUUUCCCUUAUGAUCCAAGUGGUCAAUGCCUCUUCCAAGCUUCUCAGACUAUUAGUUUCCUUCCCUGGUAUAUACUCCAAAUUAACUCCCCUCUCCCUACUGCCUUCCUUUUUCCCAACCAUCUUUCAUUUCAUUGCACCUUACUUCCCAGCUUAAAUAGACAUAUUUCAUUCCCUGUACUUUAAGUAACACCUCUCCACACUAUCUCUACCAUUGCAGAAGCCUUUCCACUUGCAACCCUAACCCCUCUCACUUCUUCUAGCUUUCCUCCGUAACCAAAUUUAGCGUCCCUUGAGAGAGCAUUAUAUUCUUAACCACUCUUUUUUUUUUUAAAUUGCAUCUUUCUCAUGCCCCUUUCUUAAUAAUAGGAAAGGGAACAGGUCUGUUAUUUUCUGGUGCCACUUCCAUAAGAUGAAUGCACCUCAGUUAGGAUUCCCUCAAAUAGAUGUACUACCCUUUCCAUAUUACACAAAUCACACUACCUUCUGCAAUGACUUAAAGUAGUAGCUUCACUCCACAAAAUUCUAAUCUUUUGAGUCCAAAUUGGUGAAUCUCUAGAUAUCAGAGGACAUGUGAGAAGCACUUCUCAGUCAGCAAGGAGGAAGAAAUGAAACACCACUAUAAUUGAGAAGAAACAAUAAACACAGAACAAAAAAUUUUCCAUUAUCAAAGAGAAAUUACACCAGGCAAAGUUAAACAGGAAAGAAAGACUUUAUUUAAGACUGCUGCAAUAGGAGGGGAAGGUGGGUGGCUGCUAGUUGAGCGUCUGACUUCGGCUCGGGUCAUGAUCUCAGUUUGUGGGUUCAGGCCCCGCAUCAGGCUCGCUGCUAUCAGCGCAGAGGCCCGCUUCAGAUCCUCUGUCUCCUUCCCUCUCUCCCCUUCCCCCUGCUCUCAUUCUCUCUUAAAAAUAAAUAAACAUAAAAAAAUAAUAAAAGACUAUUGCAAUAGGAGAUUGAACUCAACU
Messenger RNA from Acinonyx jubatus (cheetah), 11669 nucleotides. RefSeq names its product olfactory receptor 10AD1. Bases 9000 to 9968 code for a protein of 322 amino acids. The record is from RefSeq and is a predicted model, not a curated record. The transcript is spliced from 6 exons. Lineage: Eukaryota; Metazoa; Chordata; Mammalia; Carnivora; Felidae. Gene Ontology annotation, molecular function: olfactory receptor activity; G protein-coupled receptor activity. Gene Ontology annotation, cellular component: membrane. Gene Ontology annotation, biological process: G protein-coupled receptor signaling pathway.